AGGUGGGCGUGGCCGCAUUAUGCUUAUACAUACUGCCAUACAGUUGACCUGAUUUAUAUAUUCUGUUCCUGGAUAUUGUAGAAGCUUGGUUUGUUUUGGUUGGUUGGUUGGUUGGUUGGUUGGUUGGUUGGUUGGUUGGUGGCUUGCUUGCUUGAUUCAUUUAAAGAAGGUGUGGACUAUUAUCUUCCAAAUUCUAAUACUUCAGUUUAGUUACAGUUUUCAUGCAACACAAAAUUGUCUAGUUAAAACAGAUCUUAAGUGGACUGGUACACAACAUUUGAAACAGAUUUUUUUUUCAUGUUGCCAUUUACUGAAAUAACAUAAAAACCCUCAUUGCUUUCACUCUGCACAUUGUGGUAGCCUUAAGGAAACUGAGGAUAAUUUUAGGCACAUAAGAAAUGCACCUUUACUUUGGCUAUAAUUUGUGAAUUACUGUCCUUAAAAAUUAGUAUAAUGCAUGUUCAUUGUUGCAGUAUGUUUAAAUUAAACAUAUCAAUUUUUAUAAUUUAUCACAUAUCAGCUAAUACUUAGUUGUAGUUGUGUGUCAGAGAGAGACUGUUUGUGUGUGUAUUCACUAGAUAAAUUUCAGUAUAUUCUUUAAGUGGCUAUCUUACCCACAAAAUAUAAACAUAGAAAAUACAUAUAUGUACAUAUAUGUGGAUAUGCAUAUGAUAUUAGUUCCCUGAGUAUUGGAGAAAGAAGUGUAAUAGAAAUAUUACUAGCACUUUUUUGGGGUGGGGUCCUAAAAAAUGCAUUAUGAUGUACAUAAUAAGUAGUUCCAUGAGUUAUGGUUCUACCAGUUGCCAAGCAACAAAGGCUCUUUGGUUUGUUUUUUUUUUUAUUCUGCCCUCUUUCUGUACUUUCCUAUCACUCCUUCACCAGAAAAAAAAAAUACCUUAAGAUAAAAAAAUUACUAACAUUUAGAAAAUUGAAUUAAUAAUUUUAAGCUAGAUCUUCCAUUACUGGAAAUAUGGGUUCUUAAUAGUUAAAGAGAAAAGAAUUAUCAAAAGAAUUUAAUUCACAAUCCUCAAAAAUGAUGAGAAAUUCCAUGGAUAUGGAGGUUAAGAACCAACCCGGAAAGAUUAGUGUCUCUAAAAGGUUCAUCUUCUCAGGAGCAGCUAUUGAGUAUCCAGAUUACCCACAUUACCAUGAUCUCUUACGGAAAAUGAACAUGCCCUUUGUGAAAGGACUUGAAGACAGACAUGACUAUGGCAGAUUUGAAAAGAAAUGCAACCCUGCGUUUUUAAAGUUCCAUCCUUAUCCCCCUUCAGUCCUGCCAGACUGUCAUGUGCACUACCCUUAUCCCCCACCAUAUGGACAGGCAUAUCCAUUGUUUCCACUUCGUGAUGAUGUGCCCUUAGGUGAUCCCUGCUCAGGAUUCCUGAGUGCUGGUGCUGAUGCUGAUUUAAAGCCUGGCAUUGGCAGAGCCAUACCAAACCUGGUGAGUUUCGGUGAUGUGAAACCUCAAAAUCGAGUUCCUAGGCCAGACAAAGGAUUUCAAACAACAAUAAAAAGGCAAACAAUACUAUCAGAAGAGCUACAACAGAGCAGGAAAUGGAAUUCCAGGAAAGUAUCAGACAUUUCCAUCAGGGCAAAACUUGGAGGUUGGACAAGCCCACUGAAAGUUACUCCUUUACCAGCUCAUGAGAACAAAAGAAGCUCAUUAGGUCUCAUACUUUCCUUUGAUGAGAAGACAACAAGUACAGAUAACAGUGAACCACUUGUCCAGCCAGACAAGAAAUAUAAUAUAAAGGAUGCAUUUUACAAAUCCUCAACACAGAAAGCGUUUGAAACUGUUCCUUGGGACAAAAUGAUACCACCAAAACUUGAUCCAGAGGAAACAACAGUGGAAAGGGCUGCUGACCUCAUCUCACAGUGUUUCACCCUGAAAAGAUAUGAAAGAGUGCCCGCCAUAACCCAGAUGGUCGGAGGACUCUGGGACAGAUUUCAGACGAGAUUGUUCUCAGCGCCAGUCAAACCAAUCAAUUUUGUGAGUCCAAGUUCUAGGAGUAAAUACAUCCCUCUCUAUACUGGUCAUGUGCAGAGUACAAAUGCUGACGAUGUGGACAACCCCUACGGAGAUAUCACAUCGGUGGCCAAACCUCGGCACUCUAAACUGCUCUAUACAAACACAAGUCGUGCGGCGAAUAUUCCAGGAUACACCGGCAAGGUUCAUUUCACAGCCACCCACCCAACAAAUUCUAAUAUUCCAUCAACAACCCCAUCACCAGAUUCAGAGAUGAGUCGCAUUUUACGACAACAAAUGGAAAUUGACUGCUUCCGUCACCAGGCCCCAAUGUCUCGAAUGGUCACAACUGUGAAGCCUUACAACCCCUUCAGGAUUGGGAAAAAAACCCUUGAGUACUGAAGGAGACCACACCCCUGAGAGACUUCUGAGCCCCAGCUGGGGGGCGGGGGAGGCUUUGUGCACAGUGAUGGAGAAACAAAAGAAUACAGAAUGGUCUAACUA
Messenger RNA from Peromyscus leucopus (white-footed mouse), 2470 nucleotides. It is a transcript of the gene Spmip7, whose product is annotated as spermatogenesis associated 48. NCBI's taxonomy places the organism in Eukaryota, Metazoa, Chordata, Mammalia, Rodentia, Cricetidae. The record is from RefSeq and is a predicted model, not a curated record.